Triplophysa dalaica is the source of this 2556-nucleotide messenger RNA. Its product is annotated as extracellular calcium-sensing receptor-like. Gene Ontology annotation, biological process: G protein-coupled receptor signaling pathway. Gene Ontology annotation, molecular function: G protein-coupled receptor activity. The record is from RefSeq and is a predicted model, not a curated record. NCBI's taxonomy places the organism in Eukaryota, Metazoa, Chordata, Actinopteri, Cypriniformes, Nemacheilidae. Gene Ontology annotation, cellular component: membrane.
AUGGCAAAGCGGACAGUGUCACCUCUGCUUCUGCUGUUAUAUGGAGCUUGUGUCACAGCCACACCACAAGUCUGCAGAAGGCUGAGCCAUCCAGUCCUGCCACUACUUUCUGAUGAAAGAGACAUCAACAUUGGGGUAGUUUUCUCACUCCACAGAAGUGUUGUGUUAAAGACACAUCCUUUCCUUUAUGAACCAGAACCAACCAAAUGCAUCAGCUUCAAUUUACGUGAGUUUAAAUUUGCUCAGACUCUGAUUUUUGCCAUAGAGGAGAUUAAUAACAGCACACAACUGUUACCUGGUGUCAUUUUGGGCUAUACAAUAUAUGAUUCCUGUGGCUCUGUAUCUCAGACUGUAUUAUCAAGCAUGGCUUUAAUGAAUGGCUAUGAAGAGACUUUGCAUGAGGAGUCCUGUUCUAAACCACCAUUUGUUUAUGCUAUUGUUGGAGAAUCAGGAUCUUCUCCCACUAUUGGUAUGGCCUCUUUAGUGGGACCAUUCAGCAUCCCUGUUGUCAGUCAUUUUGCCACAUGUGCAUGCCUGAAUGACAGAAAACGGUUCCCGACCUUCUACAGAACAAUACCCAGUGAUUAUUACCAAAGCAAAGCGCUGGCUCAGCUUGUCAAACACUUCGGCUGGACUUGGGUUGGAACUGUGAGGAGUCGCUCUGAUUAUGGCAACAGUGGAAAUGCAGCAUUUGAAAAGAUAGCAGAAAAAGAGGGGAUUUGUAUUGAAUACUCAGAGGCCAUAUUUAGAACUGAUUCAGAAGAGCAGUUCCUGAAGACACUGGAAGUUAUUAAAAAAGCCACAGCCAGGGUGGUGGUGGCUUUUAUCUCAUUUGGUGAUUUUGUUCCCCUUCUGAAAUUAAUUGCCCAACAAAACAUCACUGGGCUGCAGUGGGUUGGCAGUGAAUCCUGGAUCACUUCUCGAGUUAUAACCGACACAAAAGAAUUCAGUUUUCUCACAGGAGCUGUGGGCUUUGCUGUAGCAAACACCAAGCUUGACGGACUGCGAGAGUUUCUAGUGACUGUGCACCCUGAUCAAGCACCAAAAAAUGACCUUUUGAAGGAAUUUUGGGAAACUGUUUUUCAGUGCUCUCUCAGAAACACAGACAUUGGCAUACGUGUCUGUACUGGCUCAGAAAGCUUAACAGAACUACAAAAUGAAUAUACUGAUGUAUCAGAGCUGCGCAUAGCAAGUAAAGUGUACACUGCAGUGUAUGCUAUCGCUCAUGCACUACAUAAUCUAAUAAAUGACGUUAAAACUUCCACCAAUAUCAGCAAAGGAGAUCUUCUCACACCACAGAAGGUGUUGGAGUAUAUACGAGAUGUCAAUUUCACUGUCAAAACUGGUGAGAAAAUCUUUUUUGAUGCGAGUGGUGAUCCAGUGGCAAAAUAUGAUCUGGUGAACUGGCAGCCUGCUGAAGAUGGAAGUCUGCAGUUUAAACUUGUUGGUGUGUAUGACAGCUCACUGCCUUCAGAGAAACUCCUUCAGGUUGAUCAAGAAAUCAUGGUAUGGGCUGAAAAUAGCAGACAGGUGCCUGUGCCUGUGUGCAGUAAGAGUUGUCCUCCAGGCAAGAAGGCUGUACAGAAAGGAAGACCUGUCUGCUGUUAUGACUGUAUUCCAUGUGCAGAUGGAGAAAUUAGUAACAGCACAGAUUCUAGUGACUGCCUUCCUUGUGAUUUGGAGUAUUGGUCCAAUGAAAACAAAGACAGAUGUGUAUUAAAAGUUAUUGAAUUCCUUUCCUAUACAGAAAUCAUGGGGAUUGUUCUUUCUACUUGCUCAUUUUUUGGAGCAUUAUUUACAUCAAUUAUAUCGUUUCUGUUUUAUCUUCAUAAAGAAACACCUAUUGUGAGAGCCAACAACUCAGAGCUGAGCUUUCUGCUACUCUUCUCAUUGACUCUGUGUUUUCUCUGUUCAUUUACUUUCAUUGGUCGCCCCACUGAGUGGUCCUGUAUGUUACGUCACACAGCGUUUGGGAUCACUUUCGUCCUCUCUGUCUCCUGUGUUCUGGGUAAAACAAUAGUUGUGUUAAUGGCCUUUAAGGCCAAACUUCCAGGAAGUAAUGUCAUGAAAUGGUUUGGGCCUGUACAACAGAGACUCAGUGUUGUUUGUCUAACUUUAAUACAGGUUCUAAUUUGUGUGCUCUGGUUAACAAUAUCUCCUCCUUUCCCACAUAAAAACAUGAACUAUUACAGAGAAAAGAUCAUCCUAGAAUGUCAUGUAGGUUCUGAAGUUGGUUUCUGGGCUGUUCUUGGUUAUAUUGGUCUGUUAUCAAUCAUGUGUUUUGUUUUAGCUUUUCUGGCGCGGAAGCUGCCUGAUAACUUUAAUGAAGCUAAAUUCAUCACAUUCAGUAUGCUCAUAUUCUGUGCUGUGUGGAUCACAUUUAUACCAGCUUAUGUCAGUUCUCCUGGAAAAUAUACUGUAGCCAUGGAGAUAUUUGCAAUUUUAGCUUCAAGUUUUGGUUUGCUAUUUUGCAUUUUUGCCCCAAAAUGCUACAUAAUUUUGUUAAAACCGGAGCAAAAUACUAAGAAAAAUAUGAUGGGUAAACCCUUAUCCUAA